Messenger RNA from Papilio machaon (common yellow swallowtail), 1623 nucleotides. RefSeq lists its product as uncharacterized. The record is from RefSeq and is a predicted model, not a curated record. Gene Ontology annotation, molecular function: protein binding; peptidyl-prolyl cis-trans isomerase activity. Gene Ontology annotation, biological process: protein peptidyl-prolyl isomerization. The coding region runs from base 136 to 1623 and encodes 495 amino acids. The transcript has 5 exons. Lineage: Eukaryota; Metazoa; Arthropoda; Insecta; Lepidoptera; Papilionidae.
CAUAUACAAAAAUGUAGUGAAAUAAUGGUAAAGCUUGUUUGGUGUCUCACAGCGUUUUUUACGAGUAUUAUUUUAUUUCUUUUAUUGAUGUACACGGGCGUGAUUGACGUUAGAGGAGAGGAAACAUAGAACACAAUGUUGGUGUCUGGAACCACUAUACUCGGGACCGAAAUCCUUCUAAAGAUAAUAAGUCCGGAGGGCCAUACAUUUAGUGCGUCGUUCGUCGAUGAGACGCUCAUCGAAGAUGUCAAGAAUCGAGCCAUUGACUACUUUUACCCGAAUGGCGAGCACGGUGCAAGCCGGUACAAGCUGAUCCGAGUGUAUGACACCACCACGCUGCAUGACUUUCUGACGCUCGCGCAGGAGCAGGUGGCCAUGCAGGAAGAGCUGCUUCUGGUGGAGCGGCGCGUGCCCGAAGCCGGUAACCUUUGGGACCUUGGUGCCGUGCGCGCGCCGCAGCAGACCGCUAUUGCCGCCGCCACCGCCUCGCUGCCGCCGCCGCACAGUACCGUGCGCCAGCCCAACCUUCAGGCGCUACUCUCCACUAACGAGCUUACCUACGAGCUGCGUAAAAUCCUCAUCUCGCUGAUUGAGGCAGGCGCCCGGCUCGCCGCCGCCGGCAGGAAUUACGAGCUGACGCUAGCGCAAUUGUCGGCCGCGCUCGAUGAGCCGCAGCGCACUCGCGAGCUGGACGCUCAGGUAAUCACGCCGCAGGAGAUCGCAGCGCGCUUCAACGUGCCGCAGCAGGACGUGCUCCCGCCCGCCGCCGGCGAAGCGGAGGGACCCUUCCGGCGCGCCGCACAUCUCCAGCGCUUCCUCGAGAAGUUCCGCGCUUGGAGGCUAAAGAUAGCGGAGCCGCCCAACGCGGAGGCGCUCGCGGCGCUCAAUGACCUUGGCUUUACGCCGGAAGAGGCGGACGAAGCGCUGCGCUGCACCGGGUGCAACGUGCCCGCCGCCGCCUCCUGGCUCAUCGGCGAGCGCGGCUCGAGCGUGUUUGAGUUGGUGAGCGGGCUACCCGACGGCCUCAUCCUGCAGACACUGCUCAAGCAGCCGCAGAUCCAGCGAGGGCUGCUCAAUACGCGCAUGCUAAUCGCCUUCAUUGCGAUGGUCGGCCAAACGGGCAGCGCCGCACUCUGGCUCAACUCGCCACAUGGCAGCCCGCUCUUGUCACAGAUCUCGCGCACCUACCACUCGGAGAAAUAUUGUCUCGCCGUCAACCAGUUCUCCAACGAGCGACCGCCGCAGCCAGCAGCGAAGGUGCCAGGCCUGUUUUGGCGAGGCGGGGAUGUGGCGCGCGACUGCGGCGGCGGUUGCUACCUACAGCGCGGCCGGCAUACCCCGCUGCCCGCAGAGAACUAUCACUUCCCGCACUCCAUGCCUGGUUUGCUGUCGAUGUGUGUGACGCGCAACAAUGAGGUUUGCGGGAUAUUCAACAUCACUUUCAAACCUUUGCCACAGUUCGACUUGAACAACGUCGUUUUUGGUAGAAUUGUUCGCCCGUGCAAGGUGUACGAAGCAAUUCGCGGUUUGGGCGACGCACUGAGCACUCAGCCCGUUGUGGAGAUAGCGUCGUCAAGGCGCUUCGUCAAUAAAAAAUGGAGGAGCGUCAACACGUAUAAUUAG